AUUUUUCAGAUGGUGGGCUCUUUGUCUUCACAUUCACUAGUGAUGUACAUUAUUGUAUACUUUGUAACGGGUAUAUUAACACAAUAUUUACCUCCAUCGUUAUUUCAAAACCCAGCUUUGUCUGGAGGCGUCUCUCAGCCAAUGGGAGGUAUGAUGAUGCCAUCGCCCAUGCAAAUCCCAGGCUUUCCUCAACAACGGAUGCCAGUAAUGGUUAUGCCGUUCCAUUCCAAGGUCGCUGAUAAGAAGUACAUGCGGAGAAAGAAAAGGAAGCCAAAGAGAGUCUACGCUGAUUCAGAGUCGACAAGUGGCAGUGAUAGCGAUUGCUCCUCAUCUAGCAACGAACACCUCAGGACUCAGAAGCAUAGGUCUGGUCAUAGAAAGAAAAAGCGUCAAGUUUUAACCCCAGUAAUUUCCUAUGUAACAAGAAACGGGCGUGUUGUCUACCAGAAGAAAAUUAAGAAAGAAAACGCAGGAGACUGGUUAGAGAUUGGAAACAGGAAGAUACCGUCGAGACUGGUGGAAGAAGAAGAGAAGAAGAGUGGUGAAAUGACGAUACGUGAAAUGAAAAACAAAUACGGAAUAAGACACAAUCAUCAUAGUCACGAUGAUUAG
This is a messenger RNA of Pararge aegeria (speckled wood butterfly), 612 nucleotides long. RefSeq lists its product as uncharacterized. The transcript is spliced from 2 exons. NCBI's taxonomy places the organism in Eukaryota, Metazoa, Arthropoda, Insecta, Lepidoptera, Nymphalidae. The annotation marks the transcript as partial. The record is from RefSeq and is a predicted model, not a curated record.